Ricinus communis (castor bean) is the source of this 2677-nucleotide messenger RNA. RefSeq lists its product as uncharacterized. Lineage: Eukaryota; Viridiplantae; Streptophyta; Magnoliopsida; Malpighiales; Euphorbiaceae. Bases 854 to 2473 code for a protein of 539 amino acids. The transcript is spliced from 6 exons. The record is from RefSeq and is a predicted model, not a curated record.
UCCAUGAAAAUACUUAGAAGUUUAUAAUUGAUAUAUAAAAGGAAUUCUGAGGAAAACAUUUGCCAGAACAGAAUCAACAGAAGAUCUGAAAACACCUGAAGUAAAGGAAACCGAAAGAUGGUAAAUAAGAAAGUUAAAACAAAAGGGUAAAAGUUAUAUUCCACUAAUAACAAAUUUAACAACCAAGGAAUUUGGGUUAAACACAAAUUAGUGCUUAACCACCAAAAAUAACAGAAGACAAUAAAAAGAAGAUUUAACAAAAUUACCAACUAGAUAAAUUAAACAGAAAUUAUUGAAAAAUUAAUAGUUUUUUACUGCACUGUAAGUUAUACAAAUGGCUGAGUACUCUAAUUGCAGUGCACUUGGACACUGGAAAACAUAACAAGCAGCUAAGUAAAUAAUUAGUAACCGAGAGAAUCUGUAAAAAAACAGAAAGAAAAGUAUGAUUUUUUAUUAUUAUUAUUGACAAAUAGAAAAAGGUUGUAACUUUAAACACACGUGGGCAGGAUCCUGAUGUCAGCAGACUUCUUCUGAAACAACUAUAAAUCCAUCAUUGGCUUCAUGAUUAAUUCCCUAUUCAUAACAAUUGCUUCCUCUGCUAUUAUUAUUAUUAUUAUUAUUACUGUUGUUGUUGUUACUUUUCAUUUGCAAGAAAGGAUUUUUUUAAGAAUUUUCAUUUGUUUCUCUCUAUUUUGCUCUGAUUCUGUUCAGUUCAGCUCUGUUUUCCUCUGUUUACAAUUCCUCCGUUUUUUCUUCUCCUAUCUAAAAGCGUCAACUUGUUGUAUGUAUAUAGUAUACACCUGAUAUAUUUGAGUUUUCGAGAACUGGGUUUUAUCUGUAAAAAGGUCCUUUAAUGAUGGCUGAUGAACAGCUUGGUGGGUCUAGACGAAACUUGUUUUGGAGUCAUGGUGGUGCUGGUGGUGAUGGUCCUUUUGGUUCAAGGAUGGAGUUCCCGGAUGAAUUUUUCGGGUUCGGAAACUCAGAGAAUAACCGAGAUUAUUGUACUGAAGCAGCUAAUAAAAGAAUCAUAGAAACCCUACAAGAAAAUAGUGAAGAGGCUGAGGUGGCUGAUGUCCUACUGAGAUUACGUCCAUUUGGUUUAAAACUCAGCCUUACAUCCUCUCUAGUAGAGUCAGUGGACAUGAAUCUAAACCACCCUAAACAUGCAGCAGCAAAAUCCUGUCACCCUCAUCCUAAGGUUGAUGAUUAUGGGUCUCAACCAAUUUCUGAGAAGUUGAAGGCAUCUAAUUUUUCAGCCUCAUUGCUCAAAAUUGGCACAUGGGAGAGAAGAUCCAAGAAUGAGGGUGACCUUGUAGCUAAAUGUUACUAUGCUAAAAAGAAGUUGGUUUGGGAGUUCCUGGAAAAGGGUCUGAAAAGCAAGAUUGAAAUUCAGUGGAAUGAUAUUAUAGCCUUGAAAGCUCAUAUUCAGGAGAAUGAGCCUGGAAUCCUAGAAAUUGAGUUAAGCCAGGCUCCUACCUUUCACGAGGAAACUGAUCCACAGCCAAGAAAACACACUAUUUGGCGACUAACAUCAGAUUUCACAAGAGGACAAGCUUCAACUUUCAGGAGGCAUUAUCUUGUGUUUCCUCCUGGAGCUCUUGACAGACAUUAUGAGAAGCUUUUACAAUGUGACCAUCGAUUAUAUGGCUUGUCCCAAAGACCUUUUCCUAGUCUGGAAUCACUCUAUUUUGAGCCAUGUGUUUUUAACUAUCCCAAUUUCUUCUUUAAUUAUCAUGGAGAAAGGCAGUUUAAUUUUUCUGGUAUUCCUUCUCCUUUGAUGGCUGUCCAUUAUGGACAGUAUGAACAAACACCUCCUCAACUAUCUUUUAAGCAAACACAUUCACCAAUAUCAGUUAUGGAUUUUUCGCAUUCAGAUGAGCAAACUAACCACAAUGUAUUUGAGAAUCCAAGAAUGUCUAUAUGGUCUCAAGGGGUAAACAAUAAUGUUAUCGACUCUUCAGCUGCUAGUAUCCCAUUCCACCAUGCGAAUCCUCCUGCUAGUUCCUACCUUAACUUCAACAACCCAUCAGCUUUUGAUCAAGGAGAAGCCUCUAACUUGCUGAAUAACAUGCUGCUAAAUAAUCUGGCUGAACAUUUGCUAAGUGACGCCCAAGUUGAAGGUUAUGAUGAGAAAUAUCACAUGGCAAGAGUAGCAUCACUAAAUGCAUUGGUCAAUAUGUCUCAGGAAGCGAAUCGGGCGAGUGAAGAUAGUGUACAGCAGACAUUUCAUGAACAAGAAAUGUGCAGUGACGAUGCCAUGGUUUUUAGUGGUAACGAGCAAGCAAGUGUAAUAUCAGACUAUCAGCAGCAACAAUCACUUUCUUGCAUGUCUUUACAGGCAUGUUAUCCGAAUGCUAUGAUGCAUCAGGAUCAGGCUGGGAACCACCUGUCUUACUCUCCUCUCAGUCCUGAUUCGAUGAUGGAAGAAUUUGGUCAUAUCAGUACUGUCGAUCAACUGAAACGUUGGACCUGACAUCUGGUUGUGUAAGGCAGAUAGAGGAGAAAGUUGUCAAUGAUGAGUGUAAAUAUUCAGGCGUUGCAUCGUCUCCUGCUCUUGUUCUUUUUCUAUGUUUUCCUCUAGGAUUACCCUUUUUCUUAACACCUCAGCUGUUAGUCAAUUACAUGGUAUAGCGUCAAAAUGCAAAGGCAACCUGCUUUAGGAAAUCUUUCAAUUGAA